GAGGGCCCUGAUUCCAUUCAGUCACGCACUCGUAUAACGACGACGACGGGAGACACACGUUUUGACGAAUCGAGAAAAUAGUUUGCUGUAAUUGUGACUUGUGCUGGGUGUUCAUUGAGAAAGGCUAAUCACAACUGAACGAUCCGUCCGCAAUGGGUGGGUUUGCAUGGGUCACAUUGGCCACCAAUGACUCGUACUCUCUUGGAGCACUUGUCUUAGCGCAUUCGCUGAAACGUGUGGGCACCAAACAUGAUCUGGCGGUACUCGUCACUCCUGGUGUCACUGGAUCCAUGAGGGAAAAAUUGUCAGCGGUCUUCAAUCUGGUCCAAGAGGUCAAUGUUCUCGAUUCGAGGGACGAAGCGAACCUUGCGCUUUUGGCUAGACCUGAGCUGGGGAUCACUUUCACGAAGUUACAUUGCUGGAGACUGACGCAGUACGAGAGAUGUGUCUUUGUCGAUGCUGACACUUUGGUGGUGAGGAAUUGUGACGAGCUAUUCGAACGUGAGGAGCUGUCAGCAGCUCCCGACGUAGGCUGGCCAGACUGCUUCAACUCUGGAGUAUUUGUGUUCACUCCGUCCCAACAGACAUUUGCGUCAUUAACAGCGUUCGCAGCAUCGAAAGGGUCCUUUGAUGGUGGUGACCAGGGUCUCCUGAAUUCCUACUUCAGCGACUGGGCACACAAGGACAUUUCCAAGCACCUGCCCUUCAUCUACAACAUGUGUUCGACAGCGAGCUACUCUUAUCUCCCCGCUUACAAACAGUUCGGAGAUGAUGUCAGGAUCAUCCACUUCAUCGGUAGCACGAAGCCCUGGCUCCAGUGCUUCGACUCCCUGACCGGCCAGGUUCAACCCACCCCAGGGACCCAUCACCUCCAGCCCCUUCUUCAACUCUGGUGGAACAUCUUCUGCGAGAGCGUUCACGGCCAGUUAUCACCAGUCAUGCUAAGCAAUGACCACGGGGACACGCGUUACCGCGAGACUGGCAUCGCGGGUGCACUGGCCCAGCUGACACUCGGGGAAUCUAGGAGUCCGGAGCAAAUCGCUCUCGAGGAGCACAUGCGGAAGUACAGCUGGGAACAGGGGCAAAUAGAUUACAUGGGACGCGAUAGCUUCGACAACAUCUGGAAGAAAAUAUGCACGACCAUCGAUACUGCACCGACGAAGGAGAAAACUCCACCAAAAGAAGUAACUCCUCCAGUGGAUGACGAAAAAGCCCCAGAGCUUCCUACCACUGCGACUACAGUUCCACUAGCGAAGAAAGCGGCUCUAGCUGAAGAAACUGCUCCAGAAGAACCGAAAAAAUUACCCCAGGAAACGACAUCUAUAUCCCUUGACCCCCAGCAAACGACCCCAACGGAACAACUGAAGCCGACCGAAAAACAAGAAGAGCCAACGAAAUUCCCUGCAGGAGAUUCCACUGGAUCAUCGACUCCGACGACUGAGCAGGCCCCCAUCCCCGAUAUUCUCCGUAUAUCUGCAGGUCCUCCCCUCUUGCCCCUGACCGCUUCCCCCCCAAUCUUAUCCCUGACCUCUUCACCCCCAAUUCUAUCGAUCAAAGAGGCUGGAGAGAAAGCCCAAGCAUUAACAGCACCACCACCGCCAAAACCGAAAUCAGAAAAUGAAGAGCAAUUGAAAAAAGAAGAUAUAAGAGAAACGGUAAUCCCCUUGGGUUACACCUCCCCUACGACCUUCGAAACCACGACUUCUCUGAAUCUCUCAGAGUCAGAGAAGACCCAGGACGUGCCUGAGAGCCCAGUGCCCAUCCAGGUAGCCGAAUCCGUUCUAGAAGCCGACAUUAAAGAGUCCGUCUCAGAACACAUCAAACCAGUGACUGAGGAAGCUAUAUCUUCAAUUUCCGCACCUGUCCAGGAGUCUGUAUCCGCUGUUGUGGAGACACUUGAGCCUGCGGUGCCAGUGCAGGCCCCACCAUCCCUGGAAGCAGUACCCACUCAACCAAAUGGCACAGGAGGAUUUGAUUCUGAUGUUAAAUCUGAUGAAGAUGCUCCAGGGAUUGCAAUUGUACCCGUGGUUGAGGCUGCACCUGCACCAGAGCCUCCAAGUUGUCCUCUUCAGCCUGGAGAAGCCCUCGAGAUUACCUCCGUCGAAGAAUCUAAAGUUUCUGAGUCUGCUCUAGUCGCUGAAGAAGCCCUCGAGACACUUCCCGAACCCCAGGCGACGAUUCCAAAGUCAUUGACCCAGGAAUUACUACCGGAGGUGCCACCGCUGUCUUCUGAGCCUCUUCAAGACUCAUCCCCACCCCGAGACUCUCCCGAAAAAUCCCCCGAACCCGUUUCCGAAACCUCUGAGGCCCUGGACUCAUCCCAAAAAUCAGGAACCCCCGAGAAAUUGCCAACCCCAGCGACUCCAACAGUAAUCGAGGCAACGCCUCCUACAAGUCCACAAUUGGAACUGUCUCAGGAUCAGAGUGAGGAGGCGAAAGCCUCGAAGAAGCCUGUGAAAAAAUUAGUGAAGAAAACAAGCUCCGAGGAGAAGACAGAGUCGAGCGAAGCCGACGACGUGAAGAAACCAGCGAAAAAAGUUGUGAAGAAGGUGGUGAAAAAACCGAGAGAGGGAGAGGAGGGAGGAGAAGGGACUUCAGAGAAACCGAAGAAGGCAGUGAGAGUUGUGAAGAAAGGAUCAAAAGCAGGUGAGACUCUGCAAGCAGAAUCAUCAGUGCCUGAGACACCGCCACCACCAGGAGACACCCCAGUGCCACCGAAGCGGAAAGCAAAGCCAGGGACUACAAAACCAGUCAAGAAACCAGAGACCGAGCAAUGAACAAACUGAGAUAAUCGAUAUUUUCUAAGGUUUUUUUUACGCAGCGUUUAUAUUAAUGAUAUAGUCUUGUGAUGGGUCGUUUCUUGGCGGUGUUCAACUAGUCUGUGGUUUUUCUUCGUGUUUUUUAUUUACUACUACUGAUUAAUCCUCCGUUACAUGCAUCAGUGAAUGGAAAAGGGUAAUUGAAAGUUCCCAGCAAUUCGCAGCAAUUAAAGAGUAUUGAAACAAAUCGAAAGGGCACGUGUGUAACGAUGGAUGGAGUGAAAAUUAAUAACUCAGACCUCAAGUAAUUUUGUCAGAAAAUUCAGACUGACUAUCUCAGAUCAAAGCGCACAUUUGUUUUGUACUAAUCGAUAAGAGCCCAUUCAGUUUCUUCUUUUUCUAUUUAUGUACCCUAAUACCGGAAUAUUUUUCAGUAAGAGAUUUUUCGCACUUGCUUUAAUUACCACUCUCCCCUGGCCAUCCUAGGUAUAUUAAUUUAUGUAAUGUAAGGAUUUUUAUUUCAAUCUAGUGAGUGCUUUGGCCUGCCAAACCGAACACUCGUCGUUUCUGUUCUGAAUUCAUAACGUCAAGUUUGCAACGAUUUAAUAAUGUUAACUAUUCAUAAUAAUUGAAUAUGAGAUUGUUGAUUGGAGUACGAUGCAUUCGCGAGAUACAUACGAUUGAAUCAAUAAAGAGAAUUACGUGCAAAUUAA
This is a messenger RNA of Fopius arisanus, 3472 nucleotides long. RefSeq names its product histone-lysine N-methyltransferase 2B (gene Gyg). NCBI's taxonomy places the organism in Eukaryota, Metazoa, Arthropoda, Insecta, Hymenoptera, Braconidae. Bases 153 to 2777 code for a protein of 874 amino acids. The transcript has 9 exons. The record is from RefSeq and is a predicted model, not a curated record. Gene Ontology annotation, molecular function: glycosyltransferase activity. Gene Ontology annotation, cellular component: cytoplasm.